CUCGGCACAGCACCUCCUCGACAAUUCAUGAGGAAAUCAAGAGCAACUUGAAUGCCUCGGGUAGCCCGUGGAAAGAAAGUCACAUACAAUGAGGACCCACUUGCAGAAGCCUUAGGCGACGAAGUGCCGCCAAAACGGCAUGUGCACUACGAUGACCCAGAUGACGAUGAUUUCGAUCAGCAAGGUGCGUUGGAGGAGGAAGAUGAGGAAAUGGAGGAUGCAGCACCUACUGAGGACAACGAGGAGGACGCAUUUGACGAGGAUGAUGCAAGCGAGGAUGAACAACCCAAGAAGGGCAAGAGUGCAGCAAAGGUGAAGGGGAAGGCCAAAGCAACAUCAGCACGAGUGGCAGCGCCAGCGCCUCGGCAGACACCAACGGCUACACCAAAACCAGUCCGCACAGCAUUCAAGCGCAAAGAAACUCCUACUUCUGCUGCGAAGGUUAGUUAUGACAACCGCGCCGCUCGCAGCAGACAAAAAUCGUUCGCCCUUCCCGGCCGUGUCGUGACAAUCAACGGCUAUCGAUCACUCCAGAAUGAACAUGGUGAUAAACCCUGGCCUAAGAUAUCAUGGCCACAGGAGCUUCCAUUUGCACAAGAGACGGCUGUGUUGUCCACUGCGGAGGUAGAGUUUGAGGGUUUGAAACAGCUACCGUGGACGCAGUCCUCGCUUUCCUUGUGGCAUGGCCAGUUCCAGGAUCAGAAACUGACACGACUAUCUCCCUUUCAAUCUCUGUUUGUUGAGGAAGACUUCCCUGGCAAGACCGGCUACAUUACGAACACUGCACACUCAAUCCAAUCCCUCGCAUGGCUCCCAAACCGCACGGGCAACGAAGACCAGAUCUUAGCUGUUGGUGGACAUCCCGAUGUUCAUUAUGAGCCGAUGGUAGCUGUUGGGAUGAGUUGUGGGUUGUUGAGGAUUGAGGAUAUGAGUAGGGGUGUUGAGGGGGCGCCGGAGGAGGUUGAGAUGCUUGCUUCGGCGCCUGAAUUUUGAGGGCCGGGAAGUGGGCGAGACAGUGAUGAUAGUAUUUGGCGUAUUUCUGAUGGAUAGCUGUUGCUAUUUGGCAGGCAAUUGCAUACUGUGGUCUUAGCAUUUAAUAAUGUGAACUUGUAAAGCAGAAU
Saitoella complicata NRRL Y-17804 is the source of this 1121-nucleotide messenger RNA. RefSeq lists its product as uncharacterized. The transcript has 3 exons. The record is from RefSeq and is a predicted model, not a curated record. Lineage: Eukaryota; Fungi; Ascomycota; Saitoellomycetes; Saitoellales; Saitoellaceae. The coding region runs from base 52 to 993 and encodes 313 amino acids.